Messenger RNA from Lasiodiplodia theobromae, 642 nucleotides. Its product is annotated as Adsorption protein. Bases 1 to 642 code for a protein of 213 amino acids. Lineage: Eukaryota; Fungi; Ascomycota; Dothideomycetes; Botryosphaeriales; Botryosphaeriaceae. The transcript is spliced from 2 exons. The record is from RefSeq and is a predicted model, not a curated record.
AUGAAGUUCUUCUCCGUUUUCGCUCUUUCCAGCCUUUUCGUUGGCUCCAUGGCCGCCCCGGCCCCUGUCGAUAAGCGCCAGGACAUCGGCUCUGUCCUGAGCCUCGUCCAGGGCCUGCUUCCUCAGGUCCAGCAGUACACUGGCGUCAUUAACCAGACCGCCUCCGGCCUUGGCCCUCUGUCGACCCUGAAGCAGAACCAGACUGCUGCCAACACCUACCAGAACCAGGUCGCCGACCUCACCACCCUUGUCCAGGGCACCGUCACCAAGGUCACCAGCCUCCAGCAGACCGUUGGUGGUCUCACCACCCGCGCCGAGGACGCCACCGCUAUCGCCGGUGUCCUCAGCAACGUCCUCCUUGAGGUCAACGGCGCUCUGAACAACGUUGACGGCACCCUCGGUCUCGGCUCUCUCCUCAACCUCGCCUCUCCUCUCACCAGCACUCUGUCCGGUCUCCUCAACGGUGUUGAGUCCCUCGUCGGCGGUGUCCUGAACCUUGUUGAGGGUCUCCUCGGUGGUGUCCUGAGCACUCUUGGCCUUAGCAACGCUCUGUCUCCCCUCAUCGGCAGCAACGGCAUCCUUGGCGGUCUCCUCAGCGGCAGCGGUGCCAACUCCAAGGACGGCCUCCUCGGUGUUUUGUAA